GCCGCGUUCUCAUUUCCCUCCUUCAUCUUCUGCUCGGACGGCUCUCCUUUGCGUCAGGCUUGUGUGGUGUGUACUUACUUCCCGGGCACCUAGAGCAGGUUCUCCUGAGACAGCCGCUCAGUCAAUCCCUCCAGAACUGGCCGACGCAGGUCUGGUCCCGUCUUAUUAAUCCAAUCCACUAGAAGCCUGUCGAAGAUCGCAUUGAUCUCCUCAGAGUACGCAGAACCUCUUCUUCUGAUACCUAUCGUAAGGGAACACUCUUUCUGUGCAACAAAAUGGCCGCCACCACUCCUUACCCCGCGUCUCUGAACACCCUGUUCGACGAGACGUCCUCGCUCCGGGACCAGUAUGGCCCCAUCCGGCUGACAGAUGCGGAUAUUACUCCCCUGCUGCAGCUGCCCUCCGCGCAGGCGGUCUUUGGACAUGAUUCGACAGAUGAGAGUGCUCUCGGCCGUGUCUCUGGCGGAGAGAUCUCCUAUACUACCUUCUUGUCUGAAAAGGCAAAGACGGUCGCCCAAUCACCAGUGGAUGGCUUGACCUCCGAACAACAGCGUUCCCAAUUGCUUCACAUCGGUCUCGCGGCCCUAUUUGCCUUUUUGCAGUCGAACGUGACCGGUCCUCCUCUGGAGUUCAGCCCGGCAGAUGUCAUCAUUCCUGCUGCUCUGCGGCCGGACGCGGCGGCCCUCCGUGCCGUUCGUGCUCGUGUCAUUCGUGACCUCUCGGUGGAUGGUGAAGCGGCCUACAAGCUGACCCCUAACGUGGAGUUGUUCGCUGUGGCAAAGGCUAUCCUGGUCGACGCUGAUGUCUUGUCGAACGGCCCAGUGAUCGCUAGGACCGCAAGGGUUCGUAUCAACUUCCUUCACCAGAAGAUGUUGUCGGAAGUCACCAGCACAUUGCAGGAUGCGAUCUACGAGGAUCUGCAAGAGCUGGAGAAGGUCGUCAUAAGCGAUAAGUGCACUGCGCAGGAGAAGGGCAGGUUCCUUCUGGAACGGGCCACGAUCCAUACUCACCACAGCUUUGAUGCGAAGGCCAGAAAGGAUCUUGAACAGGCUGCGGUUGAGCGGAAGUUCGAGUUCGCGUUGACCGGUAAGCUCGGAAAGAGGACCAAGUUCCAGGAGCGUGAUACCAGUCAGCUCGUCAUCCUAGCCAAGAGCGCCGAUGAGACAUCAGAGGCAACGGGUGCUGCCACGGAGUCGGAGAACGAUAAGCUCUCCGGCCCGAAGAACCUCGACCUCAAUGAUGAUACUCUCCUGGAGUCAAUUUCCUUUACCAAGACGGACAGACAGGAAUCUCAGGGAUCGCAAGUGACCGUCCAUGAUGAGUCGGACCUGCCCCCAGCCCUGGCUGCUCUGGUUCCUGGCAAGCAGCCUAAGCUUGACCCUGUCGACUCUGCUAUUCUCCUCGCUCUGGCAUCCGCAAUCACAAACACUGCCCCCGAAAACGGUCUUACCCGGGAGGAAACCCAGCCGUACGCGACCCGCGUCCUGGAGGGUGGCAGCUCGAACUGGCAGGUGUACACCCAGGCCCUGAUGGUGCGUAGUCGGAUCGAGGGCUACAAAGCCAGGACGAUCGAGAGAGCCGUCUUGCAGAUGCAGGCUCUCGUUGACCAGGUCAUCGCCGACACCGCCACCUCCGAUGUUCAAGCAGGCAUAGCCGUUGAAGGACCUACUACUUUCCUCCCGAGACCCGAGAAAUCGGAGUCUGCAUCCGCCGCCGAGCGUCUGGAGUACAUCUGGAUCCUGAACUUCUCCACUCGGUGGAGCCUCGAGGCAGAGCUCGCAACUCGCUGGGUCAACCUCGGAGGUCUGCGAACUGCCCUGGACAUCUACGAACGCCUACAGAUGUGGGCUGAGGCAGCUCUCUGCUACGCCGCUACCGAACGUGAGGACAAGGCCAAGUACCUCGUCCGCAGACAGCUCUACCAACCCACCGGCACGGACCCCGACGAUGAGAACGAGAAAUUCGACGGACCCGAACUCUCUCCUCUCCCUGCCGAUGCUCCCCGCCUGUUCUGUAUCAUGGGUGACAUCGACACCGACCCGGCAAUGUAUGAGCGUGCGUGGGAAGUCUCGAACAACAGAUACGCUCGCGCCCAGCGCUCUCUCGCCCGUCACUAUCUCACCUUGAAGCCCCCGGCUCUGGAGAAGGCCGAGGAUGCCUACCACAAGAGUCUGCACAUCAACCGCCUCAACCACAGCGCGUGGUUCGCCCUCGGCUGCGUUCAGCUUGAACUCCAAAAGUGGGACGACGCCAUCGACUCCUUCACACGCGCCGUGCAGUUGGAAGACAGCGACGCCGAAGCCUGGAGCAACCUCGCCGCCGCCAUCCUGCGCUCUCCCAAGCCCGCCGAAACUGAAACCCCCAUCCCCGAAACCCUCCCCGACGAGGUCACCGAGGAAGGCGAGCAGCCCGUCCCCGAAGACCCCCACAAGCGCAAGCGCGAAGCCCUCGCUGCCCUCCAGCGCGCGGCGCAACUCAAACACAGCGACGCCCGCAUCUGGGACAACGUCCUCACCGUCGCCGCCUCGAUCCCUCCCCCCUUCACUCCCUUCCGCGAAGUCAUCACCGCCCAGAGACGCGUAAUCGAGCUCCUCGGCUCCAAGACCGGCGAGAAAUGCAUCGACGGGCCCAUCGUCGGCAUGCUCGUCGACCACCUCGUCACCGCCUACGACUACGAGGACCUCCUCAUCCGCACUGACGACUCUUCCACCUCCGAGCGCGUCGUCCGCAGCGGCACCAUCGCCGGCCAAAUCCUCUCCCUCAUCGAUAACAACAUCGUCCCCCUCAUCACUCACUCCGCCCCUCUGUGGCUCCUCGUCUCCCGCGUCGAACAAUUCCGUGACCGUCCCUCCAAGGCUUUCGAGGCUCACGAAAAGGCCUGGCGCGCGACCGUCUCUUCCUGCACUCAGGGCGCCUUCCAAAUGGGCGACGAGAAGAAGUGGAUGGAGAUUGUCCGCGCCACGGAACGUCUGAUUCGCGAUGGCUAUGCCCGGUACGGCCCGAUGGAUAAGGAAGGUGAGCCGAAGGAUGCGGAGGUCCUCGUGGCCAAGGACUGGAGAUUCAAGGCCAGGAGUGCCGUCCGAGGUAUUCUGGGUAAGGGUAAGGAGUUCUGGGAAGAUAGUGAGGGGUGGACUCGGUUGAAGGAGGUGCAGACUGAGGUGGGAAGUUCGUAACUGUGAUUGUGAUGUGACUGGAUAUGGUAUAUGGCAUAUGUGUUUAUGAAAGGGAAAAGUUUAUGCGUUGUUGAUUAUGAGGAAUGUGAGCAGAUGCUGCAUAUAGAUUUUAUCAGAGUUUAUUAUCUAUUUAUGUCUCAUUUUGUCUUCUUUCUUCCUCUUUUGAUUUUGAUAUUGUCAGAGAUAUCCAGAUCCGGACGAAAAC
Molecule: messenger RNA, 3378 nt
Organism: Aspergillus ibericus CBS 121593
Lineage: Eukaryota; Fungi; Ascomycota; Eurotiomycetes; Eurotiales; Aspergillaceae
Product: tetratricopeptide repeat protein
Exons: 1
Coding region: 276-3173 (965 amino acids)
Molecular function (GO): protein binding
Source: RefSeq, a predicted model, not a curated record